CGCGCAGUCUAUAUAUUCUACGUCUAUGGAUAGGACACGAUCGACAUUUUGACUUGGAUGUGCGUAGUUACGCUGUGAAUAUUUUUGGACAAUUGUCGGUGUUUUACACCACUUUUGUUAUUAUUAUCUGUUAAUUUAAACAAAUAUACAACUCCGUGGCUUGGCGUCAGGAACCCAAUUCACGGUUUUAAACCUAUCAUCAAAAAGACGUAGAAUGGCGUAUGGANUAGCUUUAUAGGUUCACUGAGCCAAAAGAUCACCAAACCAUCGACAUUUUGAGGUCCGCUAAGCCAUUUUUGCACCAACCAACCAUCGACAUUUUAAUACAUUUUAUGCAAAUUGGGAUUCUCUGUAUUUUGCUCAAUUUUCCUUAUAAAACGUACGAGUACGCUUAUGACGUAUAGACUGACUUUUGCCGUGUCAAGAAAAUCGAAAUAUAGACUAAAGUGUACUAAAUAUACAGUAGAAAAGUCCAGACCUGGCUAACGCACUGAUAUACUUGACACAGUAGCUGUAUACGUUAUCUAAUAUAAAGAACAUGGCAUAUCCUGGAAUUGUGCUCUUUUUCGGUGUUGGAAUUGGUAUAGCACUCUUAUAUUAUGUAUUCUCCGAUAAAGAUCCCGAAAGAUCGCAUGCAUAUUCAGCAAACACAAGAUCACCAUCAAGCUAUGAUAAUUGGACGACAGGUCAAGACAGAAGAGCAAGAGAUAGAAGAGAUUCAUCAAGUUCUUUAAGAAAUAGAGAAGGAAGAGAUACAUGUAAAGGUCAAGACAGAAGUAGAGCAAGAGAUAGAAGAGAUUCAUCAAGUUCUUUAAGAAAUAGAGAAGGAAGAGAUACAUGUAAAGAUGACACAGAUUGUUCGAUAUGUCUAGAACCAUUAAGUAAAAGCAAAGCUGAAGUAAAACAAUUACUUCCUUGUAAACAUUACUUCCACUUGAGCUGUAUCAACGCACUAAGAAACCAUAAUGCUCAGGCUGUCUGUCCUAACUGCAGAAAUAAUAUCAACCAAGUACAGUAAAUUUAUAUCAUAUAUAAGUUUUUCUUAUCUGUUUUAUGCAGUCUUCCUAAAUCAAGUGCACUUGUAUAAUUUUUUUACAUUGUCUUCUUCACAUGAAUUGGUUUUUGUUUAGAUUUGUAAAUAUAUAUAUAUAUAUUUGUUUUUGAUAGCAAGUAUUCAGAUCUUGCAGUCACACACAAUCUGUUGCUUAUACAAAUGUAUAUGCCUAUUGUUGCUUCUUUUCUCUUAUAAGUAAGAGUUAUAAAUAAGAUAAUAUAACUUUACAGGAAUUUAACAUAAUAAAAAG
This is a messenger RNA of Pseudomyrmex gracilis, 1304 nucleotides long. RefSeq names its product RING-H2 finger protein ATL33-like. The transcript has 4 exons. Gene Ontology annotation, molecular function: ubiquitin protein ligase activity. Bases 539 to 1018 code for a protein of 159 amino acids. NCBI's taxonomy places the organism in Eukaryota, Metazoa, Arthropoda, Insecta, Hymenoptera, Formicidae. The record is from RefSeq and is a predicted model, not a curated record. Gene Ontology annotation, biological process: protein ubiquitination; Notch signaling pathway. Gene Ontology annotation, cellular component: nucleoplasm.